Molecule: messenger RNA, 999 nt
Organism: Medioppia subpectinata
Lineage: Eukaryota; Metazoa; Arthropoda; Arachnida; Sarcoptiformes; Oppiidae
Source: the annotation of a GenBank genome assembly
AUGGAUGACAACAACGAAGACAUUAAUGAAGACUCGGAUGAAAGUUAUGGAAAAGAAUUGAAUGAAGAAAUGACUGAAUCGACGGAUAAUGUGAACAGAAACGCGAGAAAAAUACAAAGAGUUAUGAAAUGGGAUUCAAAGCAAUCAUUUUCACACGUUAGAACCCAUGAGAACCGACGGAUCAGAUAUCGGUGUGAAUACAAAGAAUGUCACAAAACUUUUUUAAGUAGACCCGGUCUGAAGAAGCACUCUAUGACACACAUCACUCAAAGCACUUCCACACCAAUUGUCAAGAAGUUUAAGUGUCAUUACAGCGAAUGCCAGAAGAGGUUCGCGAGAAAAGAAGGUCUAACCGAACAUUUGGAGAGACAUUCAUCUGAGAGGUCCUACAGGUGUGACUUCAUUGGGUGCGGGAAGUGCUUCAAGACAUUGAAUGAUCUCAGACGUCAUUCAUUAGUACACAAAACGGGUCCCACUCUUAGCUGUGAUGUCGACCGAUGUGUGGAUAUGUUUUACACCGAAUACCACCGAAGCCUUCAUCACAAGUCUGUUCACAAUUACUGUCCAAAAGAGUCUGCGGUUUGUGUCGAGAAAAGACCAGUGUUUAGAUGCGAUGUCAUUGACUGCGGGAAGACAUUGAAGAGUAAACUGUCUCUCGAAAAGCAUAUACAGAAUAUGCACGUAAGCGGACCGACAGUCAAGUGCGGUAUUGAUGGCUGCACUGAUAUGUUCACAAAUGAACACCAAAAACGCAAACACCAAACCCUUGUCCACAAUCGGGAACCGCUCGCUUACAAGCGUCUGCAACACCGGUGCGAUUGGCCGGGAUGUGAGUGGACGGGCAGAGGGAUCACCGAACAUAAGCGCUCACAUACGGGUGAAAAGCGAUACCAGUGUUUAUGGCCCGACUGUGGCAAACAGUUCCGAAAGAGUUGUCACUUAACUAAUCACAUGAAUGUUCACAACAAUGUUAGGCCCUAUGCGUGUCAUUGGCCCGGA